GUUACAUGUUGUCUUGACUUAGAUCGCUCCGUAUACCCUGUGAUCUCCAAAACAACAUAACAAAAGUGGGGGAAAACAUGGCAAGCGGAGAGGGGCCCACAAAAAGCCCCCUGGUAACCUCCUCUUCGGUCGGCCUGGAGGAUCUCUUCCCUUCCGGGACGUCGGAGCAGGCGUGCGGGGACGGGAACCCGGAGCUCGACCGCUUGCGGGAGCGUCUCCAAGCUUGGUUAUCGCAGUACGAGCCCCUGCUGCUGUGGGUGCAGAGGCUGCUGGUCUGGGAGAGGCCGCUGUAUAGCAUCUCAGCCGGCCUGACACUCAACACUUUAUUCUGGCUCCUGUCGUCCACCUCCCUGCGGCCUCUGUUCCUGCUGAGUGUGUCCCUGCUGGGCCUGAUGCUGCUGGAGAGAUGGAAGUCCAAGUUACCCAUCAUUACAGUCCAACAUGCAGAGGCUGAACCUUUACAAAGCCAAACUUUGAGUACGGAGCACCAUCUGCUCAGUGUUCCUGAGCUCAGCCACCACCUCGCUGAGAGCUACCUGACCUGCUGCCUGUAUCUGCAGGAGAUGCUGCAGUACAAACGCAGAAACCAUGGAAGGUUCUGCUUAAUGAUGUGCAGUGGCUGUUUUGUGCUCUCUUUGGUUGGACAUUAUGUGCCAGGAAUCAUGAUUUCAUAUAUUAUAGCCCUAAGCGUGUUGCUGUGGCCCUUGGUGGUGUAUCAUGAGCUGAUUCAGAGGAUGUACACCGGCUUGGAGCCAAUCCUGAUGAAGCUGGACUAUAGCAUGAAGGCCGAUACUGAGCACCGCAAGCACGACAAGAGGAAGGUGAAGAAGGAGCUAGAGGAGGGGGAUGAGCCCAGAGCAGAAACAGAAAGUGAAAGCGAGGAGGAGGAAUUGUCCUGCUUUGCUCCAACGGUGGAUGUGAAAACUACAGCUCUGGCGAUGGCCAUCACAGACUCUGAACUGUCAGAUGAAGAGGCAUCUAUACUGGAGAGUGGAGGGUUCCCAGUAUCUAGAGCCACCACACCUCAACUGGCCGACUUCUCUGAAGACUUGGAUCAACAGAGUUUCCACAGCGACCCGGAGGAGGCCUAUCUGCGGGAUCUUCCUGAGUUACCCUCUGUUGAGGAGUUCCCCUCCAUAGAGCACAGCUUGCUUCACUUUCCUCUACGAGGUCCGGGCCAGGGAGAUGGAGCCCAGGCUCAGUCGGAGAAGGAACCGCUGAGCCCUGCCACCCUCCUCAUCCAGCACCUUGCAUCACCUCUGCACUUUGUAAACACCCAUUUCAACGGACACGGACGGCCACCUGGGGGCGAAGAGAGCGCUCUGCCUUCUAUGGGCGUGAGGGAGGAAUCACAGAUAGGAGAGCAGAAGGCAGCGGCAGUGAAUCAGGGCACGCAGCGCUCCUUAGAGGCUUUGAGCGAGGAAAUAGUGAGCACGGCCAUCUCCACUGUCGUGCAGAACACUCUGUCGGCGCUGCUGCGCUCCAGCGAGGCCAGCGAGGAGCCCACCCUGGCCGAGUUCCUCCCGACUGAAACCCUACCAGGCGCUCUGGAAUCACCCACCCAAUCUUCUGACACCGCUGACACUACAGUUGGAGCGCUGGAGCCUGACAGAGACCUAGAGGAGGGGGCUACGACAGAAAGCGGGACUGGCGAAGAGUACCCGGAUGACACUCUAGUUCCGACAGAGGAAGAGGACUUUGAGCUUUUGGACCAAAGUGAACUGGAGCAGGUGGAUGAGGGUCUGGACAGAGAGGUGGGGGAAGCAGCUCCAGCUCCAGACGGACCUCAACAACCACAGUCAUAGCCCCUGGUCCCCACCUUCCAUCUGCUUUUGUUUGUUUUUACUUUUACGUUAUACCUACAUCAUAUCCAUACAUACCCCUAUAUAUAGAUAUAUCUAUCUAUAUAUAUAUAUAUAUAUAUAUAUAUAUAAUGCAUUAAUCCAGGAGCUUAAUGGUGUGGCGGGGAGAAGGUGAGGGGACGUGAGCUAUUUCAAGAUUCUUCUUAGGUUUGGCAUCUGAUUUGCUCCCAGUUCAUCAGGCGACACUGAGCAAAACAAAACUUUACUGUACCUUUUAAAGGGGACAUAUAGGAUUUUUCAUUAACAGCUGCCUGUUCUAACUUGUGGUGUCAGCUUCAUUCAUAGAAAGUCAAAUUCCACUCUUUUUAUUACUUUCUUAUCCUUUUAAUUUGCAAAUUAAAAGCUGGUUAUCCUCUGUUCUUACAGAUGGGUGACAAUGGGGGGAAAAAGCUCAUGGCUGGCCAGCAGUUUUUAGAAAAGUCAGAAAUUAACUUGAAGUUUGUAAAUUUUUCCUUUGAUAUACAGUGCCAGUCAGAGGUUUACUCAUCAUGGGAAAAAAACAUUUUAAGCAUAAAACGAUAAUUUUUUGUUGUUUUGUCUUUGUUUAAUGAGGAUUGGGUGCAGAAUUUUAAUAUUUUUUAGAUUUUCUCUAAUCCACUGGAUCAAAAUUAUACAAAAGCGCACAAAUAUAUACAUACAUCCUUUUUUCUGAUUUAAUUAAUUAAUUAAUUUUUUUGCUAAUUGUCUUGGGAGAAAUACAUCAAAAAUGACUUCUGCCCGGCCCAUUUCUAGUGUUAUAUCUUAUUUUUGUCAUCAGUAUAGCCAAAAAUGAUAAACCAGAUGCUUACAACAGAUUGUAGUUAUGUAAAUACACAACAUCACUUUGUUUAAUGUUUAUAAAUGGUUUUUUGGGGGAUAUUUUAAACAUUUUAGUCUUCUGUCAUCCUCAUGGGGGUGUUCCUCCUCACCUCCACCUGGCCUUGCGUGCUACGCUCUGAUAGUUGGAUAACUGUCCCUCAUAAAGCUGCACCUUGACUACAUGUUUUCUCACCUCCAGGCGUCUGGUAUACGUCUUGUAUUUGGCCACUCUUCCGAUCACAAAUAGCAGAAUUAGCUUAAUUUGGCUGGUUUCUUGACACACACACAUACACACCCAUAUUUAAAGCUUAGUCUAUAAAUGUUCAAUAUCACCGUGGUCCAAAUUCUAGAAGCUUCAUGCUGGUCUGCUUUAUCCAUUCCAAAACCGGUUUGGAUCGAGUUGUGUCCAAGGUUAAACCAUCUUGCCGUCAGUCCUGUCUUCAUUAUUUCAUCCACUUUUGCCAUGCACCAGUGCUAGUGGCAAUGAAACCACAUAACAUGAUACUGCCGCCGCCAUAACUGCCAGUUGGUACUGUGUUUUUAAGAGUGAAAGACUCACCUUGACAUCUCCAAACUUACUUCCUUCUCACAGUGGCCAAACAUCUCAGUCUUUCUCAUCUGACCAUGAAGCGUUUGUCCUUGUGAGCAGCUGCAAGUUUGAGUCGCGCUUGAAGGUGUUUAUUUUAGAGCAGGUGAUACUUUCUUCCCUCUCGGUUUAUGGCGGGGUGAAACGUACUUCUCUAUGGACAAUGGUGCUGGCUUUUCACAAAGUUUCCAGUUUGUAAUGGACUUGAGUCUUGAUGGUUUUUUUGGUUGUUCCUGAACAUGCUAAGUCAUUUCAUCUGUGCAGGACAGUCUAGGUCAGGUGAUUGAAACUUUGACAAAAUCGGACAUUCUGACAGAAUGAUGAUCCAGAAGGCAGGUCCAAACUGGUUUUGGAUGAAGCCGGUUGACAAAUAAAAAUGCAUGCACUCAUUUAAUUCCAGGAAACCAACCAGUUUUCUGAUGAGUGCUAAAAUGUCGAUUCAGAGUUGUGCCAAAAGCUCGUUGAUCCCUACUAAAAACUUUCUACGGAACAUUUCCCCAAAUAUUAGUUGGCCUCUAUCAAUAUAUCUGAACCUAUAGGUAUAGUUUGGACCCUGUGUGGAAAAGAGAAAAUCCAUGAUGAGUGUAUGUAAACAUCUGACCCUAAUCUGUCGAGCAAAAAUAUGUCCCCUUUAAAUACACACGUACCGCGAAUCAUCAGUGUGGCCCGAACAAUAGAAGAUUGUGUUUCCUCCUGAUGUUUGAGGCAGAACUUGAAUGAAGGGUUAUGGAGGUGUCAGUUAUAGUUUGUGGUUGCACAGUGGUCAGAAUCUGGGUUCUGAUGGGCCCGAUAAACCUAAAUACAGUAAUAACGCCUCAGCUCACUGACUGAAUCCGUCAGAGCAAAAGGUAAAAUGAUGGAUUUAGAUAUAAAACUAUUAAUAUAUGUUAUAAAUUAUUUAAAUUAAUAGCCAGUUGGUGAAAAAAAAAAUCUUAGAGGAAGACUGAAAGUUUAUUUUUGGCUACUUUAAUGAUUGUAUAUAGGUGUCUUAAUGACACAAUGUACAUCCAGGUGUAAAUUGUAGGAAAAUAACAGAAAUCCCUCACUGAACCUGAAAUUAGUUUAAAAAAAAAACAUUUUCAGUGACUUACAGCUUUGACAUUAUUGGAUGUUAAGAAUAAAGAACUGAUACACACAAGUGACUUUCCUGCAAGGUGAAACGGAAGAAGGAUGUAAUCAGUUCUACGUUUUUAUUGUCAUCUGUGCAUCAUUGGUCCAUUUGUGACUGAAUUUUCUCCUGAUCUAAAAAUAAAGUUAUAUAGGCUCUCCAUGUGUAUAGCUGUCGCUGGAGUAUGUAUAUUCCCCUUGUUCUUUACUGUUCAUGCAUGCAGUGCAUCACACGUAGGAAUAUUUGGGGGUUUUUUUCUCCAAAAGGCUAAAUAAUUCCUUUACAAUUGGCUCAGAAAUGAUCGAAUCUGUAUGGAGGGGCCUUCUCCGCUGUUAUAAACCACUCAGCAUCCGACUCUCAGGUUGUACAAAGCGAACGUAACAGCAGAAUAUGUAUCCUCUUACCAAACCAGUCGUAGUGCAUUGUAUUUCUACUAACCUCUGAUCUGUACCCCUCCCCCCAGUUAAUAGUGUAGAAAUGCAAAACAAAAAAAAAAGGUGGAAAGUGUAUUUUCUGCAUGUAAAAACAGCACUCUGUUCAAGUUGUCCUUGUCUAUAGACAAAGUACUGCACAAGUUGUGAUGUAAAAAAACAAACCAUUGAAUGCUUCAGGUGAAGAGAGGUUCGGUUUGUUUCAUAUUUUGUUACUAAUGUUGGGAAUAAAAGUUUAAUGUUUAAAGACUA
This is a messenger RNA of Girardinichthys multiradiatus, 5037 nucleotides long. RefSeq names its product reticulophagy regulator family member 2 (gene retreg2). The record is from RefSeq and is a predicted model, not a curated record. The coding region runs from base 78 to 1805 and encodes 575 amino acids. Lineage: Eukaryota; Metazoa; Chordata; Actinopteri; Cyprinodontiformes; Goodeidae. The transcript is spliced from 9 exons.